AUGAGACAUUCGUUUUUCUUAUAUAUUGGUGCUGGAGCGGCGGUGGUUUUGUUGCUGUUGGAGGUGAGAAAUGGAAUGCGCGAUGAUCAUUAUCAAAUGGUGGCCGAGAGGGGACAAAGUGUGGCCGAUCAUGCUGGAGAGUUCAUCGAGAAGAUCAGAAAUUCAAUCCUCUCGAUCGGCACCGAUGAUAUGUUCGGGCCAUAUGACAUGGAACAAUAUAAAUUACCGGACGGAUCGUUGACAGGAAAUGAGAUGUUUGUGUGGUACGCUUUCUAUGAUCUCAGAGAUCCAGAAGGGCCAAGAAUACGUCUCUUAGCAAAUACUGUGUGCAAAGAUCUAAAAAAAGAGGAUGUGGUUGUUGAGGUGAAUCCAGAGACAUCACUGGCGUUGGAUUGGAUUGAAGUGCUUGGAUCUGCUGGUUGUUCUGGUGGUGGGGGUGGACAUUGUCGAUUACAGGAGACUGAUCUCUCGACCGUUGUUUAUCGAGGAACAGUGCCUGAUGAGAUAACGGUCAUCAGAAAAGGUCAACGGGCAAAGAUGAAAUUGCACAUGAUGCCCGAUAAUUACAAAGAUCAAAUCAACUCUUGUAUCAUUGCUCCAUUAUUUUGGUACAAUGAUUGGCCUCGAUUAUUCAUUUUCCUCGAGUGGUGGAAGAGGAACAAAAUCAACAAGAUUCUCCUUCACGUUCACUCAAUUUCGGCUCCGACAAAGAAAAUUAUCGAUUAUUAUGUGGAACAGGGUUUGGUUGAGGUUCGGCCAUUCCCAUUGAUGCCUUACACAGCUCAAUACGAUCCAAACAACCAUGUCUACUACUCGGCCGAGCACAUGACAACGUUUUUCUGUGCCGUUUGGUCGGACACAAAGUACACGACGAUGAAUGAUGUGGAUGAGAUUUUCCAUGUCAGAAAUCGAAGUGAAACUCUUCUCGAUGUGGCGAGGCGACAAAUGGAUCCGAUUAAAUACCCGGAUGUUGGAGCCAUCUGGUUAGAGCACAAUGGACUCGGGUUUCCCGGUGGAAUUGCGCCUGAUCCAUGGGAUUUCGAUAAAUUUCGAAAAAUGGGUUUCGUCAAGCAAGCACAUCCAUUUGGGCAAGGAAGAGCUGGGAAAUACCUCUACCAAACACAGUACGCAAAGUUGCCUUGGAUUCAUGGAAUGAGAAUUUUUUACGCGAAUAAACGCUCGGAAAUGAUUCCAAGAGAGCAAGCGAUUUAUUUGCAUAUGCGAAACGAGAUGACGAACAUUGCAACAAUGCCACGACUUUACCCAGAUUUCAAAUUGUUUGAGGAUGACGCAGCCGCUGAGAUGGGUCUCAUUUUGGGAGAGAUCUUCAGCGACGGAGCGCCGAGCUUUAAAUUCAAAGAGACGAUGCCUGUUGUGGAGAAUUGUAUUCAUCGGGCACUCGUUGAGAUCCCGGGUCAAGAUUGUAUUAAGCCAACGGGUCCAACAUGUUACGCAGCACUGAAAGAUCUCGAUGAUUGGGUGUAUGCAAAACCGAUUGAAGACAGCAAAUAUACUGUAGUU
This is a messenger RNA of Mesorhabditis belari, 1521 nucleotides long. NCBI's taxonomy places the organism in Eukaryota, Metazoa, Nematoda, Chromadorea, Rhabditida, Rhabditidae. The record is from the annotation of a GenBank genome assembly.